ACUUCCGCUUCGGGGGAGCGCGCGGCCGAGGUUGCACAGGGAGCCCGCCAGCGCGCGCUGCGCACGAGUCUCCCCUCGAAAGUCUAUGGGCGGGGGAAUUUUCGAAGCGCCGGAAACUUGGUCGAAAGUUACGAGAAGCCCCCGCAGCCCGCCCGUUGCCAGCAGCCCGGCAGCGGCGCUUUUACGGAUCCGACGUCGCGCGGAGUGAGGGAGGGGGCCAUGUCCGGCGCCUCCAACGUCGCCGCUAUGAAGAAGGUGGUGCAGCAGCUGCGGCUCGAGGCCAGCGUGAGCCGCGUGAAGGUUUCACAAGCUGCAGCUGACCUGAAGCAGUUUUGCCUUCAAAAUGCACAUCAUGAUCCUUUAUUAACAGGAGUUUCAUCAAGUACAAAUCCAUUCAGACCACAGAAAGUCUGUUCUUUUCUCUGAUUUGAUCUAACAACUUUUCAUAGCUGGUUAUGUUGAAUAUGGAAAUGAAGCAAGGUGGCUUGGAACCUGUACAGAAACUUUGUAUUAAUGUGCCAACUUUGAGCUUGUAAGAUUGCUAUUGUUUCAAAACCCCUUAAAAUCUACCUCUCUAAACAAGCUGUAUGCUAGUUGCUAUAACUCUGUAUCAUGAGGGAAUCACUUUUAUAUUCAAACAAUAAAGAGUUGACUUACAAUGA
Messenger RNA from Candoia aspera, 662 nucleotides. RefSeq names its product G protein subunit gamma 5 (gene GNG5). Gene Ontology annotation, molecular function: G-protein beta-subunit binding. Gene Ontology annotation, biological process: G protein-coupled receptor signaling pathway. NCBI's taxonomy places the organism in Eukaryota, Metazoa, Chordata, Lepidosauria, Squamata, Candoiidae. The record is from RefSeq and is a predicted model, not a curated record. Bases 220 to 426 code for a protein of 68 amino acids. The transcript is spliced from 3 exons. Gene Ontology annotation, cellular component: heterotrimeric G-protein complex.